Messenger RNA from Numida meleagris (helmeted guineafowl), 1762 nucleotides. RefSeq names its product GTPase IMAP family member 8-like. NCBI's taxonomy places the organism in Eukaryota, Metazoa, Chordata, Aves, Galliformes, Numididae. The transcript has 5 exons. The record is from RefSeq and is a predicted model, not a curated record. Gene Ontology annotation, molecular function: GTP binding. The coding region runs from base 278 to 1627 and encodes 449 amino acids.
UACCCAAGUUCAGGCUGGAUGUGGCUUGGGGACAGUGGGCGUUGUCCCUGCAGAGGGACAGCUCAGAUUUGGCCAAUUGUGGAGCAGCGCUGAUGUGCGCUCGCAGCUCUGCCCUCCUCCUGACGCUGCCUCUAAACGCGCUGCUGAACUUCACAGCAGUUCCAGCCCCGGCGCUGCUCCGCAGGAGGAGAGCAGGAACAGCACAAGUGCAGCAGUCAGAGCUGGGACAAAGCGCACCGCUGCUUUGGCUCCCUGUGUGAGUGUGAGCGCUCCCACAAUGGCAGGACAUCAAAGCACAGGAUCCAGGCUGAGCAUCCUGCUGGUGGGCAAGACAGGGAGUGGGAAGAGUGCAACAGGGAACACCAUCCUUGGGAGGAAGGCAUUUGAAUCUUAUGUGUCAGCAGAGUCGAUAACCCAAGAGUGUGAGAAAGCUGAAGGCCUCCUUCCUGGACGGUCAGUUGUUGUUGUUGACACUCCUGGCUUUCUUGGCAGUAGGGAAGCCAACCUGAAAGCAGCUGAGAAGAUUAAGAAUGCCAUUCAGAAUGACCAUGCACAGGUCUUUGCCAUCGUCCAGGUGAUGCAGGUCGGCCAAAUCACAAAGGAGGAGCAGGAAGUGUUUGAGUGGAUGACCAAGAUUUUCCAUACCAAAGCAGAGAAGUACACAAUCCUGUUGUUCACCCGCGCAGAACAGCUAGAGCAUCCGGAAGACCUCAAGGGUUUCAUAGAAAGGAGCCCAUACCUCAAGGAGCUGGCAGCAAAGUACAGCGAUCGGUACAUCACAUUCAGCAACAGAGCUACUGGAGAGGCGAGGGAUCGGCAGGUUGCAAAUCUCAUCCACAUGAUUGAUGCCAUGGUAGAGAAGAAUCGUGAUGAUCCGUGUUACAUGGGAGAAAUGAUGGAGAAACAUAAAGCGAUGUCGCCUGAACAGGCUCCCUGUGUGAGUGUGAGCGCUCCCACAAUGGCAGAACAUCAAAGCACAGGAUCCAGGCUGAGCAUCCUGCUGGUGGGCAAGACGGGGAAUGGGAAGAGUGCGACAGGGAACACCAUCCUCGGAAAGAAUGCGUUUCAAUUUGGUUUGUCAGCAGAGUCGAUAACCCAUCAGUACGAGAAAGACAAAGCCCACUUUUCUGGAAGACCAGUUGUUGUUGUCGACACUCCUGGCCUUUUUGACACUAGAGAAGCCAACCGGAAAACAGCUGAAAAGAUUGGAAAUGCCCUUCGGAACCUCUAUGGAGGGGUCCAUGCCAUCAUCCUGGUGAUGCAGCUGGGCCGAUUCACAAAGGCUGAACAGGAAGUGUUUGAGUGGGUGACCAAGAUUUUCCAUACUAAAGCAGAGAAGUACACAAUCCUGUUAUUCACCCGAGCAGAAGAGCUGAAGAAUCCAGAAGACCUAAAGGGUUUCAUAGAAAAGAGCCCACACCUCAAGAAAGUGGCAGAAAAGUGUGGAAAUCGGUACAUUGCUUUCAGCAACAUAGCAACCGGAGAGGCAAGGGAUCAGCAGGUUGCAAAGCUCAUCAACAUGAUUGACGCCAUGGUAGAAAAGAAUUGUGAUGCUCCGCGUUACACGCCAGAAAUGCUGGAGGAAGACAGAUGGAAAGUCUUUGGAAAGUGGUGUACAAUCCUGUAGGCAGCAAGGGGUUGGGCCCAGAGCGGACAUCUCCUCUGCCGUGCCGUUCCUGCAGUCUCGGUGGGGCAAUGUGGGGCCUGGUGUGUGGUGACGGGCCUGAAGGAGCUGUCAAUAAACAUUGAGCCUUGCUGUCUG